Messenger RNA from Merops nubicus (carmine bee-eater), 1312 nucleotides. It is a transcript of the gene TRDMT1, whose product is annotated as tRNA aspartic acid methyltransferase 1. Gene Ontology annotation, molecular function: methyltransferase activity. The annotation marks the transcript as partial. The transcript is spliced from 10 exons. The record is from RefSeq and is a predicted model, not a curated record. NCBI's taxonomy places the organism in Eukaryota, Metazoa, Chordata, Aves, Coraciiformes, Meropidae.
AAAGCUGCCCAUCUGCAGAAGUUGUUGCUGCUGUUGAUGUGAACACUCUUGCCAACGAAGUUUAUAGGUACAACUUUCCCAGCACGCCAUUAUGGGCAAAGACAAUUGAGGGCAUAACACUGAAAGAAUUUGACAGUUUAUCUUUUGAUAUGAUUUUGAUGAGUCCUCCCUGUCAGCCAUUUACAAGAACUGGCCUGCAAGGUGAUGUAUCCGAUCCACGGGCAAAGAGCUUUCUCUAUAUCCUUGAUGUUCUCCCAAGGCUCCAGAAGCUUCCAAAAUACCUACUUUUAGAAAACGUCAAAGGAUUUGAAUCCUCUUCGGCAAGAAAUGAACUUCUGCGAACACUAGAAACAUGUGGAUUUAAAUAUCAAGAAUUUCUCUUGUCUCCUACCUGUCUUGGCAUUCCCAAUUCUAGACUGCGAUAUUUUCUCAUUGCAAAGCUACACAAAGAACCAUUUUCCUUUCAAUCUACUGAUCAGAUUUUGACAGGAUUCCCUGAUCAGGAUCUAGAAGACUUAUCCAAGGACAAAGUUGCUGACAAAAUGGGCGAAGCAAGUUCUUCCUUGUGUUCUGAAGAAAAGAAUCUGCAUCCAAACAUUGCUCCUGACUGCAGCAGCAAAAAGAGUUUACCAGAAGGGGCUUUUCUUUUUAAGCUUGAAACAGUAGAAGAAAUGGAAAGGAAACAUGGUCAGAACAAUGAUACCUCUAUUCGAAUGCUAAAAGAUUUCUUGGAAGAGGAAAAUGAAGAAAUGAGUCAGUAUUUCUUACCACCAAAGUCCUUACUGCGCUACGCGUUCUUGUUAGACAUUGUUAAACCCACCUGCCGGAGAUCCACGUGCUUUACAAAAGGGUAUGGCCACUAUGUAGAAGGGACAGGCUCAGUUCUGCAGACAGCAGAAGAUGUACAGCUUGAAUCAGUGUUUAAACACAUCGAGGAGCUGGCAGAAGAAGAGAAGCUUAUGAAACUGUCAACACUAAAACUGAGGUACUUUACCCCAAGGGAAAUAGCAAAUCUGCAUGGAUUCCCUCUGGAAUUCGGCUUUCCUGACAAAGUAACAACAAAGCAAUGCUACCGUCUUCUGGGAAACAGCCUCAAUGUACCUGUGGUGGCAAAACUGAUCUCCAUUCUCCUUGGAUAAUUUAGAAUCUGAAUCAGAGGAGUACAGACUGGUGACAGAAAAUACUUCCAUCUUUCAAGAGAAAGCUGAUGCCAGCUGAACAAAAAUUAAACCUUACCAAAAUACUGCCCAGACGUUUUGCUGAACAGUUCUGAUAUAUUUUAAAUACCUUGCUUUUAUGGUGUGUUUGCACU